Messenger RNA from Anolis sagrei ordinatus, 2502 nucleotides. Lineage: Eukaryota; Metazoa; Chordata; Lepidosauria; Squamata; Anolidae. The record is from RefSeq and is a predicted model, not a curated record.
CAUGGAGUCUUGGAAAUGCCUUCUGGAACUGGGAAAACUAUCUCUCUCCUGUCCCUCAUUGUGGCUUACCAGAAGGCUUAUCCGCUGGAGGUGACCAAGCUCAUUUACUGCUCCAGAACCGUGCCGGAAAUCGAAAAGGUUAUUGAGGAGAUGCGCAAACUUCUGGAUUUCUACGAGAAGCAAACGGGGGAGAAGCAGCCCUUCUUGGGCUUGGCGCUCAGCUCCAGGAAGAACCUUUGCAUCCACCCCGAGGUGAGCUCGUUGCGGUUUGGGAAGGAAGUGGAUGGGAAGUGCUUCAGUUUGACGGCUUCGUACAUUCGGGCCCAACGUCAGCAGGACAGCAGCGUACCUUCCUGCCAAUUCUUCGAGGAAUUUGAUGCUCACGGGCGGGAGGUGCCCAUUCCCUAUGGAGUCUACAACCUCGACGACUUGAAAACGUAUGGGCGGAAGAAAGGGUGGUGCCCAUACUUCCUCGCCAGAUACGCGAUCCUCCACGCCAAUGUGGUGGUGUACAGUUACCACUACCUUUUGGACCCCAAAAUUGCAGAUUUGGUCUCCAAAGAGCUGGCCAGGAAGUCGGUGGUGGUCUUCGACGAGGCUCACAAUAUCGAUAACGUUUGCAUCGACUCCAUGGGGGUGAACAUCACGCGCAAGAUGCUGGACCGCUGCCAAGGGAAUGUGGCCACCCUCCAAUCCGCCAUCCAGAACAUCAAGGAGACGGACGCGCAGAAGCUGAGGGAGGAGUACCGGCGCCUGGUGGAGGGGCUUCGCGAGGCCCACGUGGCCCGAGAGACCGACGUCUACCUGGCCAACCCCGUGCUCCCGGACGAGGUCCUGCAAGAGGCCGUGCCGGGCAACAUCCGGACCGCGGAGCACUUUGUGGGCUUCCUGAAGCGCUUCCUGGAGUACCUGAAGUCCCGCCUCCGCGUCCAUCACAUGGUGCAGGAGAGCCCUCCGUCCUUCCUGAAGGACAUCUUUGAGAAAGUCUGCAUCGAGCGCAAACCCCUCCGAUUCUGUGCCGAACGGCUCCGCUCGCUGCUCCGAACUUUGGAAAUCGCCGACAUUUCCGACUUCUCUCCCAUUACGCUGAUUUCCAACUUUGCCACGUUGGUCAGCACUUACUCCAAAGGUUUCACCAUCAUCAUCGAGCCCUUUGACGACCGGACGCCCACCAUCCUGAACCCGAUCCUGCAUUUCAGCUGCAUGGACGCCUCCAUUGCCAUCAAGCCGGUCUUUGAGCGCUUCCAGUCGGUCAUCAUCACCUCCGGGACGCUUUCCCCGCUGGACAUCUACCCCAAAAUAUUGGACUUCCGGCCGGUGACGAUGGCCACCUUCACCAUGACUCUGGCCAGGACCUGCUUGUGCCCGAUGAUCGUGGGCCGUGGGAAUGACCAAGUGACCAUCAGCUCCAAGUUCGAGACCCGCGAAGACAUUGCCGUCAUCCGCAAUUACGGCAACCUUCUCCUGGAGAUGUCGGCCAUCGUUCCGGAUGGGAUCGUAGCCUUUUUCACCAGCUACCAGUAUAUGGAGAACAUUGUGGCCUCUUGGUACGAGCAGGGCAUUUUGGAGAACAUCCAGCGCAACAAGCUCAUCUUCAUUGAGACGCAGGACGGGGCCGAGACCAGCAUGGCGCUCGAGAAGUACCAGGAGGCCUGUGAGAACGGGAGAGGGGCCAUCCUCUUAUCCGUGGCCCGGGGAAAAGUCUCCGAAGGGAUUGACUUUGUUCACCACUUCGGGAGGGCCGUGAUCAUGUUCGGCGUGCCUUACGUUUACACCCAGAGCCGCAUCCUCAAGGCGCGCCUGGAGUACUUGAGGGACCAGUUCCAGAUCCGGGAAAACGACUUCCUCACCUUCGACGCCAUGCGCCAUGCAGCCCAAUGCGUGGGGCGCGCCAUCCGGGGAAAGACCGACUACGGCCUCAUGGUCUUUGCGGACAAGCGCUUCGCCCGAGCCGACAAGCGCGGCAAGCUUCCCCGCUGGAUCCAGGAGCACAUCACGGACGCCAACCUCAACUUGACGCUGGAUGAGGCCGUGCAAGUCGCCAAGUACUUCCUGCGGCAGAUGGCCCAGCCCUUCCGGAAGGAAGACCAGUUGGGCCUUUCGCUGUUGACUUUCGAGCAGCUGCAGUCGGAGGAGACGCUGCGCAAAGUGCAGGAGAUCGCACACCAAGUGUGAGGCCAACUUGGGAAGAAAAAGGCACCUAGAACCAAGGAAUCUGGGUUCUAGAUUCAAAGGGACACCAAUGAAGCUAGAACAGUGAACUGAGGAAAUCUGGGUUCUAGAUUCAAACAGCCUUCCAAUUAGAGACAGAAUCUGGAACCCAGAUUCCUCAGUUCUAGAUUCAAAGAACCCGCACCAUCUGCAGGGCGAACAAUGCUGCAUUUUCUCAAUUGGUAGCAAGCAAAAGAGUGUUGGAACAUUUCUUUCUUUUGCACUGACUCUGGACUCUUCAUUUCGGAACAUGGUUUCGGAUUUUGUAUUAAAGGGAUUUGCAAUUUUUUU